Molecule: messenger RNA, 852 nt
Organism: [Torrubiella] hemipterigena
Lineage: Eukaryota; Fungi; Ascomycota; Sordariomycetes; Hypocreales; Clavicipitaceae
Source: the annotation of a GenBank genome assembly
AUGCCAGAAUUCUCUCGCCUCGUACGCUUUAUCGCAGAAGAUGGGCUCACAUACUACGGCGACGCAAUUCUCCUUACAGGACAGACUAAUAUUUCAGAAGCCGGAAAGGCAAGGGUUAUAGAUGGCGAUAUUUUCGGUAGUCACGUUGUGACAGACAAGGUACUCGAUAUCCGGAAGCUUGUCAUGCCACUAUCACCCACCGAGGUUGGCACCGUUCGAUGCGUUGGGCUGAACUACGGCUCGCAUGCUGCAGAAGCAAACAUGUCUGUACCAAAAUAUCCACUGCUAUUUUACAAACCUCGGACAUCUCUAGGAGGGCCAGGCGAUAGAAUCCGUAUUCCUCACAUGGCACAGGAGGGACCUAGCAUUGACUACGAGUGUGAGCUUGUCGUAGUCAUUGGUAAGGAGUGUCGUGACGCCACUGAAGCGAAUGCUUUAGAUCACGUUCUAGGCUAUAGUGUGGGAAACGAUGUUACUCAGAGAGAAUGGCAGCUGCAGUGGGGAGAAGGCCAGUGGUCUCACGGGAAGGGAUUCGAUACAUGGGGGCCGAUUGGGCCAGGCAUUGUUACAACUCAGGUUAUUACCAAUCCCCAGAAUCUGAAAAUCUGGACGCGAGUGAAUGGGGAGCUUGUCCAGGAAUCGAACACGGCAGAAAUGCUCUUCACUGUACAGAAACUAAUUUCUCUGCUAAGUCGUGGGGUAACGCUGAUGCCAGGCGAUAUUAUAUUCACCGGAACACCACCUGGUGUUGGGAUGUGCCGCAACCCUCAGAUUUGGCUUAAGGAUGGUGAUCAAGUGGAAGUCGGCCUUGAAUGCGUCGGCACUUGUCUUAAUACUGUCAGCUUUGAGUAA